CUCAACUUCAAUCGCUAAACGGAAAUCCGAGAAUACCUGACCUGCCUUAACGACCUUACCGACCUUACCGACCUGCCGACCUACCAUUUUAAUCCACCCUUUAAAUCCUGAGGGAUACGUAACGGAUGAUUUACUGAAGAUUAAGCGCCCUAGUUCAGCCGUAUUCACCAUAAAGUCUUGCCAAGAUUACAUUUACUGUCGCUUAAUAAAAUUUCUCGGGCGCCUCUUCGUCUCUCGUCAUCGAAGCCCAGAACCCGCGCCUUGUAUUACGACAAGGCUAUUUAACUCUCCUUUCCCCUACCUUCACCACGACUUCCAACGCCACUCCCCCCACAGACAACCCUCGCAAACAACCAACGACUUUGGACCUUUUAAGCGAGACUUGUACUGCUGGGGGUAUAUUGUUUGACCCUAGUUAUACCUCUCUAUCUCGUCCGACUCAUACCAAGAUGGACGCAAAGAGGCAUCCGAGCUCCUUCCAGCAGCUUGAGAAGCUAGGAGAGGGUACCUAUGCUACGGUCUUCAAGGGACGAAACCGCCAGACAGGCGAACUUGUCGCCCUCAAGGAGAUCCACCUUGACUCUGAAGAAGGCACUCCGUCAACUGCGAUCCGAGAGAUUUCGCUCAUGAAAGAAUUGAAACAUGAGAAUAUUGUAGCGCUCUACGAUGUAAUUCAUACCGAGAAUAAGCUUAUGCUUGUAUUUGAAUAUCUGGACGGAGAUCUUAAGAAGUACAUGGAUUCGCACGGCGAUAGGGGCGCCUUGAAGCCUAUGACUAUUAAAUCCUUCAUGUUUCAGUUACUGAAGGGCAUUGACUUUUGCCACAAGAACAGAGUUCUCCACCGAGAUCUGAAGCCGCAAAACUUGCUUAUCAACAAGAAGGGCCAGCUCAAGCUUGGGGAUUUUGGAUUAGCGCGAGCAUUUGGUAUUCCUGUCAAUACCUUCUCAAACGAAGUUGUCACACUAUGGUACCGGGCUCCGGACGUCUUGCUAGGUAGUCGAACCUACAACACCAGUAUCGAUAUAUGGUCGGCAGGUUGUAUUAUGGCCGAAAUGUACACCGGUCGGCCGCUAUUCCCCGGUACGACAAAUGAGGACCAAAUCAUACGUAUCUUCCGCAUAAUGGGCACGCCUACGGAAAGGACUUGGCCUGGCAUUACACAGUUCCCCGAGUACAAGCCGAACAUCCAAAUGUAUGCCACGCAGGAUCUUAGAGCUAUAUUGCCUCAGAUUGACCAGCUCGGAAUCGAUCUCUUGCAACGGAUGUUAGUUCUGCGCCCGGAGCACCGCAUUAGCGCACACGACGCAUUACAGCACCCUUGGUUUUCCGACUUGGCCAUGCAACACCAAAUGCAGCAACAGCAGGCAAUGCAAGCCCAAGCCCAGGCCCAAGCCCAAGCCCGAGGCUUUGCGGCUCCAGCCGUGCCCUCGCAAGGCGUUUAUGAUCAGGGAUAUUAGUAUUAUGGUUGACACUAGGCUACAGCUUGGGCUAGCGAUUUGUGUCUCAAAGUCUUAGAUACACUUAGCACGGAUAUGGUUUAUCAAAGAGCGAGUUGGGUUUAUGCUUCAUCGUCUUGCGGUUAUAGAAUAGCCACGACGAAGGUGAGGAGCGGUUAGUAGCCGAAUUAGCAGGUAGCGAACUUAGUGUCCUGAUGCAGCACGGAAGGGUUACGGGUAGGCAGGCGUUUGGGCACUGAAGGUCAUAACGCUCAUAGGUAACGACUGCAUUUGUAGGGAUUGGGAGAAAGAUCCAUUACUAUUAAUAAGCACUGAAAAGGAUAUACCCAAUGAUUCAAGCCUUCCAUCUACUGUUGUACACUUAAAACUAAUACUGUACCUAUGUAUGUGAAUCACGGACACGGGACUUACGAGUCACAUCUAUAAGAAAUCUAAUCAGAUUCUAGAGAGAAGGUGGUGCUGACUGUAUUGUGCGACAAUAGGGGGUUUGGAG
This is a messenger RNA of Daldinia decipiens, 1950 nucleotides long. RefSeq names its product protein tyrosine kinase. The transcript is spliced from 2 exons. Gene Ontology annotation, molecular function: cyclin-dependent protein serine/threonine kinase activity; ATP binding. The record is from RefSeq and is a predicted model, not a curated record. Gene Ontology annotation, cellular component: cytoplasm; nucleus. The coding region runs from base 450 to 1457 and encodes 335 amino acids. Gene Ontology annotation, biological process: protein phosphorylation. Lineage: Eukaryota; Fungi; Ascomycota; Sordariomycetes; Xylariales; Hypoxylaceae.